Molecule: messenger RNA, 5958 nt
Organism: Clupea harengus (Atlantic herring)
Lineage: Eukaryota; Metazoa; Chordata; Actinopteri; Clupeiformes; Clupeidae
Exons: 6
Coding region: 2162-5251 (1029 amino acids)
Source: RefSeq, a predicted model, not a curated record
UGACUGACUGGUGUUAACUGACUGACUGUGGUGUUAACUGACUGAUUGUGGUGUUAACUGACUCCGUGACUGACUGUGGGGUUAACUGACUUGUGAUGGCAGGCAAAGUGUGCGGCUUGCUGUGAUUGGUUGAGAACUACUGCUGACUAAUUCUUAAUUUGAGCAAGAUUGGGCUGCACACGAGUGAUGUCACGGGUGAUGUCAGCAUGUUGACAGCACCACUUCAUGUGAAAUAUGGCCAUUUCAUUAGGCCCCCUUAUAUUCUCAUAAAUAGCCCAUCACGCCAUUUCAUGAGGCCCUCUUAUAUUCUCAUAAACAGCCACAGGGUGCAGGUUUGGGGUCUUCCUGAAACGCCUGACCCAGAAGCUGGCCUGCCUUUGCAGACUUAACGAGUUAGAGUCCAGUGGGCACACGGGAACUGACCCCAGGACAGAUGCUCCUAGUGUUUCUGCUGCUGCUGUCUAAGUGUGUAUGGAUUUAUUCAUCAUCAAUCCACACCUCUGCUUGUGUGUGUGUGUGUGUGUGUGUGUGUGUGUGUGUGUGUGUGUGUGUGUGUGUGUGUGUGUGUGUGUGUGUGUCCACACGAUAGCCUUUUCAGUUGUCUAUGUGUGUAAGAUCUAGUAAUCUGCAACUAUGUGAUCGCUUUGUGUGUGUGUGUGUGUGAGGUUGAGGUUUUUGACCAACCACACUGCGACUGUUUGUGUGUGUUUCCAAGGUGGGAUCAUUGCUGUUGAUAAAUUCAGAACUAUUUAUUUAUGAAAUACGUACACUAGCCCUUGCAGUGUUCCUUGGCCUCAUAAACACACUUAUGAAAAGGUAGAAGUCUUAUUUAAUUAUAUUUAUGUUGUGAUGUUUCUAUAUGAAUGCUGGACGAAUCCUUUACCGUUUCUUUUUUGUUUUGAUUAUUGUUCUGUAUCUGUUCCUUCAAAUGCAUAUUCUUACAUGAAAGUGUUGGUUACACACUAGACCCUUCCACCUGAAGACUGACAUUACCAUGUCAUAAACAUGUCCCGGCACGACAUAGCGUGUCAUUUUUUGGUAUGUCUGUUGUCAUGACAGCAGUAUGUCUGUUAACGUUAAAUGACACAACAAUAUCAUUUUACCAUUAUUGGUAGUUGUCAUGACAGCAGUCAGAAGCUUUAAAUGCUUAUGUUGCGGGAAUAAAGUCAUACUAUCAUCACACUAAACAUUAAAGCUGUGUUUCCAGAGGUUAAGGAGACCUGACAUUGUUAUAUGACGGUAAUGGGCCAUGAACACUAAUCUGUGGAGGAUCUGAGUGAAGUUACCAAAAGGUUCAUGAGUCUGGCUGAAGUAGACAGACGUGCCUGCAGGAGUACUGCAGCCUUUCUUUGCACUGACGACUUGUGGUCCACGUCAAACCAAAUCAAAAUGUUUAUUCUUGGGAAAAAAAAUGACAAAAAGUCAUAUCUGUCAUGGAAUUACUGAAUGUGAUUUUUGAAAGUAAUGUUGAUUAUUAAAUCGUGAUAUUAACAACUAUUUGCUGGCUGAGUUAUAUCAUAUUGAUUUUAUUACUGUAGUCAUAUUGUUUAAGGUUGUGGGCUUGGAGUACUUGCAUUAGAGAGGAUUGACCACUGGGGGAGGUACCCAAUCAACAGCACAAGGAAUUUAACAUCUUUUCCUGUGUGAACUAAAAUAAAAUUACAAAUGAAUGGUUGUAUCUGUGUGUAAGAGGCACAAGAGUUGACAUAAGGCUUGGCCUACCACUUCUGCCAUUCUACCACUAUUGAAGAAAAGAAAAAGAAAAUCUCUAAUAUGUUUCUAGUAUUUAAGUCACAAAAAGAACAAAGAACCCUUGUUUGCUUAGAGAAAAAGAGCUAAAAGCUUAAUAAAAGUAACAGCUUCUGUAUAGAACCCCUGGUUCUUAGAACUUCUGAGUGCAUCCUUGCUGAGCGGGCCAGAUCACAUCGCCAACCCUUCAAUGAUGUUCAGAGACUGCCGCCUAGUGUUCAAGUGUACAUAAGGCCUGCGGAAGACAUGAAACACAACGACGUUUUCUUACCACACAGGGUUUAGCGCUACUCAGCCAGAUUUUUUCCCUGUUAGGGGCUAGUAAGUAAGACAGUAAGCCCGGCAUGUACAUGAGCUUUUGGUAAGCUACUACCCUGACCUCGUCCACCACGACAGGGCCAAAGCAGUGAUUAUGACUGCUCUGAGGAUCUCCGUGUCUGUGCUGUGUGUCCUGCUCCUCAGUGGUGCAGACGCCCAAGCAGACGCCCACAGGGGGAGCCAUCGAGCCAAAGCAGACGCCCAAGCAGACGCCCAAGCAGACGCCCACAGGGGCAGCUAUCGAGCCAAAGCAGACGCUGCUGCGAUGCUGAUUGAUAAGAUCAACUUUAGUUUCACAGCUGCAAACGUGAGUCUAACCAAUUUGGUUAACAUCGGGAAGAUGCUAACGCAUUCCCACAACCAGAACUCCUUGAGAAAUGGACUUGAGGUCUUUGAUGGGGUCGCCAAAGUCAUUCCUUUCAUCAACCUGUUUGGCUCGCUGGUGCAUUUUGGUUUUGCCUUCCUGUCAAAGAACAGCCCCGACAUAGCGUACAUGAAGAAACGAUUCACUCAGGUCAGUAGGGAUCUCGACUCGAUCUCAGCCCAAGUCAAGCCCCUCUCCGGCGGGGAGCUCUGGCCGUCCGAGGGGGAGGCACUCAUUCUGAACGCCUGGGCCAGAGUAGAGCAGCUCGUCGACCGCCUCACCACGGCCGAAACCCUGGAGGAGAAAUCCAGAGCAGCGGAGAGAUUCACCACCUACUACGAGAGCAGGGGAACAGAGGACGGCAUCGCUGGCUUCUGCAGGCACCUCACCGAGAGCAGACCAGCGGGCAGAUGUGGCAGCCCAGCGGGUGGAGGUGGCAGCCUAAUGCAGCUAGUCGGUGCCCAGUCUGAGGGAGACGUGAGGGCGUUGCUGCGGUUCUCAUCCUACGUCACGUCUCUGAUGAUCAAAGGCUCCUUCGCCAGCGUGAUUUAUGACAAGUUAAAGAGCGACCAUGCCAACCCACGGCCACAGCAGCCAGCUACUGAGCGUUUACUCUCGCUCACCAAGUCCGUCCAAAGGACCCUGAUGGACUGUGCAGAUGGGUAUGCAGAAUGGGUUAGGAGGGACGUAGAAGAGCUCCUGACUCAUCCGUUCUCAGAGACCAGAUCAAUGGCAACAAACGUCAAGGCUCACCUGGACGGCAAGUUUGACUGGUUUAUCUGGACGGUCGUUGUCCAGGAGACCAGCGGCGACUAUGGGUACCUGUACGGAAACGUUAUCACACUCAGGGAUCGCGCUCAAGGACGGACCGUCCACCUCAUACCCCGAGACAGCGAGGCAGUGGUGGACGAAGGCGUCCGUACCGAAGCCCGUCAGAAAAUGCUGGACUACACGGGUUACGCUUGCCCAAUGAUCCAGGAGAAGAUGACCGACGUGUUCCCAAGCAGCCUGAUGAGACACAUCGCUUUUGCCCACUCUAGUCCAGACUCAUCCCAUUACACUACAGUCGGUGACACUGUGUUACAAAAAUGCUACUCAACCUUCCUGUUCAUAACAACGAGCACUUAUGUCAACACCGUUGUCUUAAAGAGCAUGGAGAGCCUUGACCACCCCAGCUGCUCAAAGUCACAGUGUCUGUAUGGAGCCUGUAGGCAAGCUGCAGACUCCUCCGCGGGGUUCUGUCUGUGUGAAACCAUGUACUACGGCCGCAGAUGUGAGAACAGCAUCAGGGAUGAGAUCAGCGACUCGGCCCUGGAGGAGAAGAUCAAGUCUGUCGGCAUAAACUCUGUCCCAGACAUAACUGCCGUUUACUUCCGGGUUCAGGAACAAAUGAGACAUGCGGAGGCACGAGAGCGAUUUAAUUGGGUGACGUUACGCUACCAGGACAUGACGGAUAAACUAGCCUUUCUAGGGCAUCAAGACACUUUGUUCAGAAGGGCACAGGUAUCUGGAGUCACAUUUGUCUCAAAUGUUGGGGGGGUUAUCCAGACACGGGGGACGUUUACGUUCCUCCUGUACCAGUUUGACAACAUGAUGAGGGGGAACGGCUCCAACCUUCUGGAGGCUUUGCGAGAGCUGCUCCUGUAUCCAGGCGACUCGUCGGCCCAAACACACAGCCCUAUCGAGUGCUCGGAGAACUACGUGGAAAAACUAGACAAUUUCGUCAAGUCCAUGAGCCGGCUUAAGUCAGAGGCCAUCUCAGCCUGGAAGAAAUAUCUAACCCAAUCAAACACUACGAGUAUGGACCCUUCCCUGUCACAUGUACAGGACCUUCUUGUUGGUGACGGGUGUGGGCCUCUCAAUGCUCAUGGCCUCUUCAAUAACCACUGCGAGGGCCCAUACCACAGCGCCCACCAGCAGCGCAUCCAGCUCAAAUGUUCCGGAAGCUUCAAGCCGUUCCCCGAGACGGUGCAGUGUUCUAAAGGCCGAUGGAGUGCCUUGCCUGUGUGCUACGGGGAACCUGAGAACGGAGCCACCCAGUGUCGAUCGGAGAACGGAACCGCGGUGUGUGAGGCGUCUUGUGACGAUGACAGUGCGCGGCUGGCAAGCGGAGAGAGCGUUGAACGCUACCAGUGCAGCAGGUCACCGUGCCGACCCUUCACCCCCUCUGGGCCGUGUAAGGUGGCUCGCUGCUCUGGCGACAGCUCCUGUGAGGACAGGGAGGUGUGCAAAGGUGGGAGGUGUGUGGACGGCUGCAGCGGCACCCCCUGUGGAGUGAACGCAGUCUGCUCCACCUUCCACCACAUUCCAGUUUGUACUUGCUUCGGGCCGUGGACUAAAGACCCAAAUCAGGAAUGCCUGUCGCCCAGUCUUCACUGGGCCCAAGUUACACACAUACCAAAUGGCACUGUUAAAACCCACACGGGGAAGCUGGUGUGUCGGGCUAAGGGUCCGAACGGAGACUGGUACUCCGGAUGGCUCUUGAUGGUGGCUGGACGAGACUCCUGCCUCUUGGAGUACGAUGGCAAAACAAUGAGAGAAACAGAAUAUGAGUUGUUGCUGGACCCCUGUGCGAGUAAAGGGUACCAGUGGAUUCCUGGGGGUCCCCACGCUGACUCUAUGUGGACGGGUUACACCAGCAGCACGCCGGGCAGGAUGCUGUUUGUGUGCAGUUGGUGGGGCGAUGAUGUGGACAGCAAGCGCGGUUUCUCCGGGACUCUUUUCCAGACGGCGACGGGUUACAGGUGCAGCAUCGCUCUUAACCGAGCCGCUCACAGCACCUCCGACUACCUCACUCUGGUCAGGGCGCAGUCCUGCUAACCCUCACGGACUGUGUUUGGGGUGCGCAGUCGUGUUGGACUGAAUCUGGCAAUUAUGAAUGUCACAUAUGAAUGAAUGAGUUUCUCUGAAAUUUCAGACAAAAUGUUUACAUUGGCAGUGUACAAUCAGUGGUGUUAGGUCUGCAUGGUUUAGUAAGAGGCAGGGAUUUUGACCACAGUAACUGGUCCAUAACAAGAGCCCAUGUAUUACUCUAUAUAUAUAUAUGACUUAAUACACAUGCAAGCUCUUACAUCCAGAGACCUUCAACAAUGUGUACUAGUCUAGAAUAUACAGAUGGUUCCCAUAAUCACAGCCAUUUUAGUAAAAACCCUCUGUGCUAUAGGACCUGUGAUGUCACACAUACCCCCUUAAGCAAGUGGGAAGAUGGCUAUGCAUUUAAAGACGCAGACCGCGAUUCUUAUUCGCGAAAGGGUGUUGACAUUUGAGCUCAACAGCCAAUAAAAUGACACCCUUCCGUUCUCCUGAGAACUGUGUUGAUUGGCUGGGAUUGUUUAUGGCUCGGUCUGAGCCACUUUGUUUGUUUCCCAUUUGUAGAACUAGGACUGUGUGCGAACACCAGAGCUUUUAUACUAGAGGGACAAGAGGAGCUAUUCACUGAAUUUGAUAUGUAUUUACAUCAAAUGUGUGCUCUUUUUUAUUACUGAUUGCACUGAAUAAAGACAAUAGCUGAAUUCGUUCAUGUGAAA